GAAAAGAUAAUUCUUUUAUUGGGUUUGUGGGGCAUAAUAUCUGCUCCGCCAGUGGAAGUGGUCUCAAACUCUCAAAGUAGAAUAGGAGUUGAGCUGCUCAGCAACAUUAGUUAUGAUCAUCUGUUUGUUAUUCAACAACCCUUUGUAACUGUGGAUGCACUUGAAUUGGGGGCCUAAAGGCCAAAACCCACAAAGGUGCUGAGACUAAAACCGCGUGAUUCCAGCCUUUUAGCCAACCCACAAAGGUGCUGAGAAUGGAAAAUCGUUCUGCACCUUUCCUUUCCAGAAAAUGCCUCAAGAAACCAAUAAAGAAUAAAAAUCACUUUCCUUUCUCGCCCCCACACCCCAGCUCUUGAUCUGAACCAUUGGAUUCCCAUUCCCCUCUCCAAAACCCCAUCUUUGACCAUUCUUUUGAUCAUAUGUCUCAUCCGUCAACGCUGGACACUGAAAGGAAUAGAACUGCAGAUGAGACAGGAGAGAUAGGGAAGGAGAAGAGUCGUGCUUCUACUUUUCAAGAACAGCAAGAAACCGCCAUAUCUGAGCUUCUGAUUCAUUCCCAUUCUGCAAAGGUAUAUUUUUGUCUCUAUACUGAGAAUCCCUAAUUUUGUCUCUUAUAGAUAUAGACCAGAACACUUUCAGCCACGUUCGCCGCAUCUGGGUGGCGUAUAUACCCAUUCUUAUCUACCUAUAUAGACACACGCACUUGCAUAUGAAUGUGAGGGAAGGAGUGGGGAUUUGAAGGUGGGGACGAAAAUGGUGCGGCAACAGUGGAGAGUGGUUUGGGUCAUAAUCUUUCUGUUGCUGGUUGACUCUACAUUCGAACAGUCUUUGAGUUCAAGAAAUGAGAAAUUGGCUUUGCUGCAAUUGAGAACAUCUCUAGGGCUGCGGGCUAAAGAGUGGCCUAUAAAGCUUGACCCUUGCUCGGGAUGGGUUGGUGUUCAUUGUUCGAGUGGUAGGGUAGUGGGGAUCAAUAUCAGCAGGUUUAAGCGCACAAGAAUUGGAAGUCAAAACCCUCAAUUCUCGGUGGAUGCCCUACAGAAUUUAACUAGAUUGACAACUUUUAAUGCCUCUUUUUUCUUGCUUCCUGGCUCUAUCCCAGAAUGGUUUGGCCAUAGAAUGACUUCUCUUCAAGUUCUUGAUCUCACUGCUUGUUCAGUCACAGGUUCUUUGCCAGCCUCUCUGGGGAACUUGAGUAGUUUAACUGAGAUUCAUUUGUCACGGAAUGGACUUACUGGGAUGGUUCCUACUAGUUUGGGUCAAUUACCCAACCUUUCUUUUCUUGAUUUAUCACAGAAUGCACUUAAUGGGGUCAUUCCCCCUGCCAUUGGGAGUUUGUCAAAGUUGAGAUUCUUGAAUCUUUCUGGAAACAGUUUGUCUUCUUCAAUACCGUUCGAUAUCAGCAAUCUUUCUAGUCUCACUGUCCUUGACCUCAGCUUCAAUACACUCUCUGGGAUUUUGUCUGCUAAUUUGUUCCUUCCUUUAACUAAGAUGAAGUCCUUGUCAAUGGAUCAUAAUAAUUUUACUGGUUCCUUUCCUGCUGCAUUGUGGUCAAUGCCCGCGUUGCAAUUCCUUGAUGCCUCUGCAAAUAGAUUCACGGGAAAUCUGCCUAACGUCACUUCGACUGCCACUGCUUCCACUGCAUUUUUUAACCUUUCACAGAAUGAGUUUUACGGAUACCUCUCCACUGUGGUUCGCAGAUUUAGUUUUAUUGAUCUGUCGAGUAACUAUUUUGAAGGUAAAGUUCCUAGCUUUGUGCAUGGAAAUGUGUCUAUAAACAGAAACUGCCUCCAAAACGUGAAAAGUCAAAGGGGUGGAAGUGAAUGUAGUUCGUUUUACAAGGCAAGGGGACUGGUGUUUGAUUCUGGGCAAUCAAACACCACCCAACCUCUCCCCACUCCUCCUCCACCAAGAUCCAGUAAGAGCCACAGGAAAACAAUUAUAUUGGCAGCUGUAUUAGGUGGCGUUGGAUUGUUAAUAGCCCUGAUUUUGAUUUUUUCCUCGGUGCUGUUAAUAUGCAAACGGAAGAGCACGGCUACUCAAAGAGGUACGGGGGUGGGACCCGUUCCUACAGGAUCAACUCCCCCUCCUUCUGGAUUGUCAUUGAACCUUUCAAGUUUAGGAGAUGCAUUUACUUAUCAGCAGAUUCUUCAAGCCACCUCAGAUUUCAAAAUUGAAAACUUAAUGAAGAAUGGACAUUCCGGUGAUCUUUUCAGAGGUUUGUUAGAAGGUGGGGUCCCUGUGGUCAUAAAAAGAAUUGAUUUGGAGUCGGUGAAGAAGGAGGCGUACUUGGUGGAACUGGGCUUCUUCAGCAAAGCCUCUCACGCAAGGAUAGUUCCUCUUUUGGGGCAUUGCUUGGAGAAUGAGAACCAGAAGUUUCUGGUUUACAAGUACAUGCCGAAUGGAGAUCUCUCAAGCUCUUUGUUUAAGAAAAAUGAUUCUGAUGAUGGAAGUUUACAGUCAUUAGAUUGGAUAACACGGCUGAAAAUUGCAAUUGGAGCUGCUGAGGCUCUAUCUUAUCUUCACCAUGAAUCUACUCCUCCCCUUGUGCACAGAGAUGUUCAAUCCAGUAGCAUACUGCUGGACGAUAAAUUUGAAGUGAGAUUAGGGAGCCUGAGUGAAGUUUGUGCACAAGAAGUAGAUACUCAUCAAAAUAGAAUUUCCAGAUUGCUACGAUUCCAACAAACAUCGGAUCAAGGCUCGUCAGGUACACUUCCGUCAUAAGUCUUAAUUUAUUUAUUUAUUUAUUACUCAGUCAUUUACAUCACACCCCUCUUAAUGUACCUUAAACAAAUUUCAUCAAUCGCAGUUGUUAUUUCAGUGCAAUAAAAAUAGAGUUGUUUUAAAUAGAUCUUCACAAAAUCAUUUGUUUUAGGCUUUUAGUAGUCAUCACCUGAGUUUUUUGCUUAGCCAUAAUUGUGGCCAAUGUUUUAUUAGAUAAAAAUUGACAUUGAUGGAGAGGGAUUAAAAAGAAAGCUGUGUAAAAAAAUUGAUGGAAAACAAAAAUGUAAUUUCAUAGGGACCUAAAGCAAAGACGUUUCAUUUACAAGGGAUGGAAACAUAAAGUCUAUUUUAUUUUCUUUGAAUAUAUAUAUAUAUAUAUAUAUAUAUAUCAUACAAGUUCUUUGCAGCCAGUUGGUAUAUGCGUAGUAUUUAACUUAAUUUAUUUGUACAUUUUCCCCUUUCGAAAUGAAUGAUCAGGAUCAUCACAUUCCGCCUCAUGCACCUAUGAUGUCUAUUGUUUUGGGAAGGUGUUGCUUGAACUAGUGACUGGCAGACUAGGUUUCAGCGGGUCCGAUGAUGGCAACACGAAGGAGUGGUUGGACCGGACAUUGCCAUAUAUCAGCAUAUACGACAAAGAGUUGGUAACGAAAAUUGUGGACCCCUCUCUGAUCAUAGAUGAAGACCUAUUGGAGGAAGUGUGGGCCAUGGCCAUCGUUGCCAGGUCAUGCCUCAAUCCCAAGCCUGCAAGGCGGCCUUUGAUGAGAUACAUUCUUAAAGCUUUGGAAAACCCGUUGAAGGUGGUGAGGGAAGAGCACCACACAGCAGGGUCUGCCAGGCUCAAGGCCACCUCGUCAAGAGGUUCGUGGAACGGGGCCCUGUUUGGCAGCUGGCGGCAAAGCUCUUUGGACGUGCACGCAACGAAUAAGGCGGCGGAAGGGACGAGUAGCUUCAAACGUUCUAGAACUUCAGGCUCGCAAGGGAGUGGGCCCAACGGUGGUGGGGAGGGAGGAGGGCAUUCAUCGUCGAGUAGGCGGUCGAAGGAGAUAUUCCCGGAACCGUUGGAUGAUGUGGCGUGUGGCGAGACCAACUGAAUGAGUGAUCUUUAAUUUUGAUUCAUUGAUUGUUGUUUAUAAUAACACAGCAAGCUAGCUACCCAUUCUUGGCAGCUUGGCUUCCAUUGGCUACUGUUGGAUGUAUAUUCUACUCUUCAUUUUUUUGGUGCUAAAUUUCUAGGCUCUUUUUUAAUUUAGGAAUUGUGAAUGAGAUGAUUGGUUAGUUUAACACCAAAGAUUGGUUGGAUCUGGAAGAUUUUUU
This is a messenger RNA of Cuscuta epithymum, 4035 nucleotides long. Lineage: Eukaryota; Viridiplantae; Streptophyta; Magnoliopsida; Solanales; Convolvulaceae. The record is from the annotation of a GenBank genome assembly.